Molecule: messenger RNA, 5288 nt
Organism: Protopterus annectens (West African lungfish)
Lineage: Eukaryota; Metazoa; Chordata; Ceratodontiformes; Protopteridae
Gene: NEDD4L
Product: NEDD4 like E3 ubiquitin protein ligase
Exons: 28
Coding region: 212-4030 (1272 amino acids)
Biological process (GO): ubiquitin-dependent protein catabolic process; regulation of dendrite morphogenesis
Molecular function (GO): ubiquitin protein ligase activity; sodium channel inhibitor activity; protein binding
Source: RefSeq, a predicted model, not a curated record
UAAGUGCUGAUUGUCCUUAUCCAAUCAUGCCUGGAAUUUAGCUUGUCACUUGGGCUAUUUCUGCUAUCUGUCGCUGUCAGUGCUGCAGUGCUAACAGUUUGGCAGAUGGGACACUUUUUCUUGGAGUUUACAUUUGGGAAAUAUAACUUCUUUUCCUGCCUGCAUUAUUCUCUGUUCCAGCUCUUCUUAUUUGCUUUCUGUUUGCUUAGUCAUGACCCACCGGUUGCGUGUUUACUUUGGCUCAGGUCGAAGUAACACUGCCCCAGAGUCGGAUGCUUUAACCCCAGAGAGGGAAGACAAUUUUAACAUGACAUUCCAUACUUUGCCAAGAAGGAGUAGCCCUCAUCUUUUUCCUCACAUAGGCAGUGAUUAUGGUGACAAUUUUCAAGAAGGCUCCUUAAGGAGGAGUUCAUCUAUGUUUAUACCUCAGCUGCUAAAUAACAGUGAUGUUCGUCCAACAAGGAGCUCCUCUGUGCAAAUCUCUCUUCAGCGCAGCACUCUGAAUGGACACGCAGAAGAGGGGCAUACAUCUGUAUUCCCUGAGGAGGCAUUUCCAGAUAACCUGUCAGACUUUGGAGAAUACUAUGGCUCAACAAACAGUCUUCCCUCCUUACAGGACAACCUUCCACCGUAUGUACUUAACAAUUUAGAAUAUUCGGGUAUUGUGUGCUCAUCUGGCCGUAGAACACCUAGUCUGCUUGCUUCAUGUUAUGAAGAUGAUACAAAUGAAGCUAUUGCAUCUUCUGACCAAAAUGACCAUGGCAGAACUACAGGUAUGAGUACUGGAGAUGUGAGGAUUCAUCGGCAUUCAAGUGCAGAUUUGCGCCAGAUUCGACGUUUGCCUCUUAGAUCUGAGGUCCAGCAGAAUGCUGUUUCCCAGAUGCCCAGGCGCUGGUCAUUGCAGCAUGUGCCUGAUACACUGGGGAAUUCUGGGAAGAGGUGCUUUGUUUUACAGUUACAGCAAGCUGAAGCUGGUGUUCCUGAGUGGGAAGGUGAAUACAGUUUAGGCUGUACAGGAGUGAAAGGGGACAAAAUUGCCCGCUUUCCUCGUAUUAGAUUAGAAAGGAGCUCAUCCUAUCCAGUGCAGCCAAGAUCUGAACAGUGCAUUUCAAAAGAAAAUAGAGUAAAUACAGAACCCUGCCAUUUUAACAGAAGUGAGUCAGAAGUGCUUCAUAGUACUCUAGUUGAAAGGGCCUCUUCAUCACAAGGCUGCACAUUCAAAAUCAGGCCAGAUAACUCAAAAGGGCAGCCUCAUUUUAGAAUACGUUUAACUCGAGGUUCUGAAGAUCAGAACCAAGGAACUGCACAGGAUGUUUCUGGCAGUCCAAGUCAAACAUGGAUAAAUUCCACAACAAGAGAUGACUUCUUGGGCCAGGUUGAUGUUCCAUUGAAUCAUUUGCCGACUGAAGACCCAAACAUGGAGCGGCCAUACACAUUUAAAGAUUUCCUUUUGCGGCCAAGGAGUCAUAAGUCCAGAGUGAAAGGUUUCUUGCGUCUUAAAAUGGCUUACUUGCCAAAAAAUGGAGACCAGGAAGAAGAAAGCACUGAACAGAGAGAGGACUCCGAGGUAUGGGAAGUAGAAUCUACAGACUCUGGUUCUCAACGAGAGCAACAGUUACCUCCCUUGCCACCAGGAUGGGAAGAGAAAGUUGAUAACCUGGGACGCACAUAUUAUGUCAACCACAAUAACCGAACAACGCAGUGGUAUCGACCUACUGUAGUUGACGGGACUCAGGAAACUGAUAACCGUAUCAGAGAAAUAAAUCAAGAAGAGGCCCACAGAGUAUUUCGUUCCCGCAGACAUAUCAGUGAAGAUUUAGAACCCGAAUCUACAGAAAGAGAUGCUGUGGACACUCCUUGGGAAACAAUUGCUGAGGAGAUGACUCCAAUCAUUGAUCGUCUAGAACAGUCAGUGACAGCGCCUACCUCUCCAUCUAGCAGCACUGUCACUAGCCCUGUGGAUUUAACAGAGGAGCUGAACAGACGACUUCAAGUCUCUCCUGAUUCCAAUGGGGAACAGCUUACUCCUUCAUAUCAAAGUCAUAUGUCAUCAAGGUUACGGUCUUCCAGUGUCACAGACGGAGUUUCUGAGCAAGCCCAGGGAUUAAUGCAGAGUGAACCGCCUCAGAGAGUUCGAUCUUCAACUGUUACUUGUGGUGAACAACCAGUGCAGAGAGAACCAGCUAGAAGAGCUCGUUCUUCAACUGUCACUUGCGGUGAACAGCCAAUGCCCCCAGUGGCCGGUUUGCUUACUACACCAGGCCUGCCACCAGGAUGGGAGGAAAGGAAAGACGCGAAAGGACGUACAUAUUAUGUCAAUCAUAACAAUCGAACCACAACGUGGACUCGUCCUAUUAUACAGCAUACAGAGGAUGCUGCCGCCAGUUCAUCAGCGAACAGUAACCACCUUAGCGAGCCUCAGAUAAGGCGGCCUCGUAGUCUCAGUUCUCCCACAGUAACCUUGUCAGUGCCUCUAGAGGGUACAAAAGAAUCACCUGCACGUAGGGCUGUAAAAGAUACACUGUCCAACCCUCAGACUCCACAACCUUCACCGUACAGCUCUCCAAAACCACAGCACAAAGUGACUCAUAGUUUUCUACCACCUGGCUGGGAAAUGCGGAUAGCACCAAAUGGCAGGCCUUUCUUCAUUGACCACAACUCGAGAACUACUACAUGGGAAGAUCCACGGCUGAAAUAUCCAGUUCAUUUAAGAACAAAAGCUUCUUUGGACCCCAGCGAUUUGGGCCCUCUUCCUCCUGGUUGGGAAGAAAGGGCCCAUGCAGAUGGUAGAACAUUCUUUAUAGAUCACAAUACAAAAACUACGCAGUGGGAGGAUCCAAGGUUACAGAAUCCAGCUAUUACUGGUCCCGCAGUCCCAUACUCCAGGGAAUUCAAGCAUAAAUACGAUUACUUCAGGAAAAAGUUGAAAAAGCCUGCUGACAUACCAAACAGAUUUGAGAUGAAGCUGCAUAGAAACAACAUUUUUGAAGAAUCAUAUAGGAGGAUAAUGCCCCUAAAGCGGCCCGAUGUUCUCAAAGCUCGAUUGUGGAUUGAGUUUGAGUCUGAAAAGGGACUUGACUAUGGGGGUGUUGCAAGAGAGUGGUUCUUUCUUCUGUCAAAGGAGAUGUUCAAUCCUUAUUAUGGUCUCUUCGAGUAUUCAGCAACCGAUAACUACACACUUCAGAUCAAUCCUAACUCCGGGUUGUGUAAUGAAGACCAUCUCACCUAUUUCAAAUUUAUUGGACGAGUUGCUGGAAUGGCAGUAUUUCAUGGGAAGUUGCUUGAUGGCUUCUUCAUUCGACCAUUUUACAAGAUGAUGCUUGGAAAAACUAUCACACUGAAUGAUAUGGAGUCUGUGGAUAGUGAGUAUUAUAAUUCCCUGAACUGGAUAUUGGAAAAUGACCCGACUGAGUUGGAUCUCAGGUUCUGCAUAGAUGAGGAAAACUUUGGCCAGACAUACCAAGUAGAUUUGAAGCCAAAUGGAUCUGAAAUGGUUGUAACGAAUGAGAACAAAAAAGAAUAUAUUGACCUUGUCAUCCAGUGGAGAUUUGUGAAUCGGGUUCAAAAGCAGAUGAAUGCCUUCUUAGAGGGUUUCACAGAACUCAUUCCUAUUGAUCUAAUAAAGAUCUUUGAUGAAAAUGAACUUGAGUUGCUGAUGUGUGGUCUUGGAGAUGUGGAUGUCAAUGACUGGAGACAACAUACAAUCUACAAGAAUGGUUAUUGUCCAAACCAUCCUGUCAUCCAGUGGUUCUGGAAGGCUGUGUUGCUGAUGGAUGCUGAGAAACGAAUCCGAUUGUUGCAGUUUGUCACAGGAACAUCUCGGGUGCCUAUGAAUGGAUUUGCUGAGUUGUAUGGGUCAAAUGGUCCACAGCUGUUUACAAUUGAGCAGUGGGGAACUCCAGAUAAGCUGCCCAGGGCUCACACAUGCUUUAACCGCCUUGAUUUACCUCCUUAUGACUCAUUUGAAGACUUAAGAGAGAAACUUCUCAUGGCUGUAGAAAAUGCUCAAGGAUUUGAAGGAGUUGAUUAACAUCAGUAGAUCUUUCCUCCCAUUUGCGCUGCUUAUUGAUUCAUAUCUAUUUUAAAUUGUUUAGUGGAAAUUAAAAAGUGAAUUCAGGACAGAGCUCUUGGUUCAAGGAACACAUCUUUGCAGCAAUGGAAUUGCCUAACUUGGAUGACUGAACUGUAGUCUUGGAUUAAUAUAUAUAUAUAUAUAUAUAUAUAUAUAUAUAUAUAUAUAUAUAUAUAUAUAUAUAUAUAUAUAUAUAUUUUUACUUUAAUGACAAAUUAUCAACAAGUCGAUAUGUGUACUCGGCUAUGUUUCAUCAGCACCUGUUUUAUUUAUAAUGUGCAGUUAAUUGCACAGUCCUUAAAAUAUUUUACCAACGUUAUAAUAACAUUAAAUAGAAGAGAUCACUUUUACACAAAUAGUGUUACUUAUGUUUACUUUUUAGAUGAUUUAAAUUUUUCCAGAUUGUAUUUCAGUUUAAAAUGUAAGUUACUUAAAUACACAUUUUUAUAUCUCAUGUUUGAUGCCAGUGGCAUUUUUCAAGACAUUUUUUCAAGACAUUGAUGCCUUUUGCUGUAUCUUUUACUCUGAAAGUGCUGGAUUAGUCACAGUUUCUAAUUUUAUGUUUAGUUUUUUUUUUGUUUGUGUUUUUUGUUUUGUUUUGUUUUUUUGGAAGGAUGAUCACAAACCGUUUGAGUUUAUAAGACGUUUUGCACAUUCAAGAAAAACUGGUGGCAAAUAUGGAUUGUGUCUUUUUUCUAUGAAUGAAAUUGACCAUAGUUUAGCAAAGAGAACAUUACAGCAGCAUGAGUAUGACAUGUAAAAAUUUGCAAUGUUGAAUUGCGUCACUUGAAUGUUGUAUUACACAUGUACUAUGAAUAUAUUUCUUGCAGGGCUGGGAAACGUUCUUGUAUAAAUCUUCUAAAGAGACCUUUUAAUUACCUAUGUAAAAUAGUUUCUUACAAAACGAGUCUUUACUCUUAUGUAUUUGUACUGGAGACAUGUUGAAUGAAUGCUUGAUUGAUUGAUUCAAAACUGUGAAAUGAGAGGCAUUAUGUCUCCUAAUUGUAUGCUUAUGCUACUAGUAGUUAACAAAUGUUUAAAUCUGAUAUCACCAAAUUUAAGGGCACUUUAUGUAACACACUGAUGUCGUCUGUUAUUUUUUUAUCAUAAACUUGAAUACAACAAUAUUCCUUCCAGCUGCAUAUUUGUGUAACUAGCAAAUUAUCUACUGUCUGUAAAUUUGGAUGCCAUUGUAUAAAUACAAAUAUGAAACUAA